UUUAAAUUAAACAUAUAUUCAUUUUUAAUCAUUUGGUUCAAACUCAAAACUUAACUCUGUUAAUUCUUAGCUGCAUUGUUUAAGCAUAGAAAAUGAUCGCUGAUUAAAAUCACAUUGAUAUUGAGUAAAAAAGUCCUUUUGAAAAAUGACAGAUCUCGGUUUUAAGCCGUAUGAAGCUUUGUCAUCACAGGGGCUAAGGAGGGUUUAUAUUAUUUUAAUUUGGGUGCUUUUUGGGCUAGUUUUGACUGGAAAUGCGCAAACGCCGUGCUCUAAUGGAGUUACCAUAAACGUGGGCGCUACGAUCGAGACGGGUUACAUAGUAUCGAAUAACUGGUUUGCAUCGCGUGGACAGACUGUAGGAAAAGCUGAAGAUUUUCCUAGCGGCAGUUUCCUUGGAACUGCUACCCAAUCCGAGCAGAGAAGCGCAGAGCCUGAAGAUUGCUCUUACGUCAUCCAGGCACCUCAAGGGUACCACGUGCAAGUUGCGUUGCUUGCUGUUGGCUUGGCAGAAGGCAGAAGUAUUCCAUGCGCGGACUUUAUCGAGUUGGUCGGCACUGGUGGGGGUCCAUCUUUCAAUGGAGAUGCACAAUACUGUUCUUCUGGACCAUGGAGACCUGACAUAACCAAUAACUUAGUAUUACAGUACACCGAUCCAAAUACUUAUUUGGUAGAUUCUGCAAGUAUCCUUGUUGCUCCAGCGGACGCGCCUGUGUUUUGCUCACAUGAUACGAAUGUUACGGUGAAUGUUUUCAACGCGGCUACCAACACGGACACUGCUUACAUUGGAUUCGUCGUAGCCUUCAGAGCCGUCAGAGGAAGAUACUGUGGACUGUGCAACACUAAUUCUACCACUGCUGGGGAGGAGAUUUGCCAGUUCAACUACUACAACUCAAUUGUGGAGGACAGUGCACCUAAAAACCUCACAGAACAGUGCACCCCCAACAUUCUCAAUUCAUUGGAUCAACCUGUAAAUGUGUCGUCGUGUUACGUCGACGGAACAGCGUCUAAUUAUGCAGUCUGCGAUCUGACUGACAGCGAAUGUCAACUGACGUGUAUAACAGAUGCAGCUGGAGAUGAUUGCAUUUUCCCAUUUAAUUUCGAGAAUUCAACAUUCAAUGGGUGUAUUGAAGGCGCAGUUGUAAACAGCACGAUUUUCAACGGGACUUCCGACUUCGUCUGUCCGACUGAAUUCAACUCGACGACCGGAGAGUUUUUCAACUACCAGUUGUGCGGAGACGUCGGUAGCACCUGCGCAAUCCAAGCGAUACCCGCUUGUUUCAGCAAUCCGUGCAAAAAUGGUGGAAUUUGUCAAGAGACGGGCACUAAUACCCUCGGUUACACUUGCGACUGCUCAACGGCAACAGACUUUUUGGGAUUCAAUUGUACUGCCGACGAUCCAUGCUUGCCAGAUCCAUGCAAUGGAGGUACGUGCUCUGUCACUGGAAAUGACGCAAAUGGUUUUACGUAUCAAUGCGUUUGCAGCACUGUCGCAGACGGAAUUGGCCAAAACUGUUCGACCGACAAUCCCUGUGUUCCAGACCCAUGCAACGGUGGAAGUUGCUCAGUGAGUGGGAAUGAUGCUGACGGAUAUACUUCUUCAUGCGACUGCGCUAAUGUAGUAGACAGAAUUGGAGAAACAUGUUCACAAGACAACCCCUGUGAACCGAACCCAUGCAAUAAUGGUGGCGGCGGCACAUGUCAAAUCAGCGGCGUUGAUCCCAAUUUUUUGUUCACUUGUGAUUGUUUGACCACCGAUUUUACUGGAGCGGUCUGCCAGGAUAACCCAUGUGACCCUGAUCCAUGCAACGGUGGAAGUUGCUCAGUGAGUGGGAAUGAUGCUGACGGAUAUACUUUUUCAUGCGACUGCGCUAAUGUAGUAGACGGAAUUGGCCAAAACUGUUCGACCGACAAUCCCUGUGUUCCAGACCCAUGCAACGGUGGAAGUUGCUCAGUGAGUGGGAACGAUACUGUUGGAUAUAGUUUUUCAUGCGACUGCGCUAAUGUAAUAGACGGAAUUGGAUUUACUUGUUCACAAGACAACCCCUGUGAACCGAACCCAUGCAAUAAUGGUGGCGGCGGCACAUGUCAAAUCAGCGGCGUUGAUCCCAAUUUUUUGUUCACUUGUGAUUGUUUGACCACCGAUUUUACUGGAGCGGUCUGCCAGGAUAACCCAUGUGACCCUGAUCCAUGCAACGGUGGAAGUUGCUCAGUGAGUGGGAAUGAUGCUGACGGAUAUACUUUUUCAUGCGACUGCGCUAAUGUAGUAGACGGAAUUGGCCAAAACUGUUCGACCGACAAUCCCUGUGUUCCAGACCCAUGCAACGGUGGAAGUUGCUCAGUGAGUGGGAACGAUACUGUUGGAUAUAGUUUUUCAUGCGACUGCGCUAAUGUAAUAGACGGAAUUGGAUUAACUUGUUCACAAGACAACCCCUGUGAACCGAACCCAUGCAAUAAUGGUGGCGGCGGCACAUGUCAAAUCAGCGGCGUUGAUCCCAAUUUUUUGUUCACUUGUGAUUGUUUGACCACCGAUUUUACUGGAGCGGUCUGCCAGGAUAACCCAUGUGACCCUGAUCCAUGCAACGGUGGAAGUUGCUCAGUGAGUGGGAAUGAUGCUGACGGAUAUACUUUUUCAUGCGACUGCGCUAAUGUAGUAGACGGAAUUGGCCAAAACUGUUCGACCGACAAUCCCUGUGUUCCAGACCCAUGCAACGGUGGAAGUUGCUCAGUGAGUGGGAACGAUACUGUUGGAUAUAGUUUUUCAUGCGACUGCGCUAAUGUAAUAGACGGAAUUGGAUUUACUUGUUCACAAGACAACCCCUGUGAACCGAACCCAUGCAAUAAUGGUGGCGGCGGCACAUGUCAAAUCAGCGGCGUUGAUCCCAAUUUUUUGUUCACUUGUGAUUGUUUGACCACCGAUUUUACUGGAGCGGUCUGCCAGGAUAACCCAUGUGACCCUGAUCCAUGCAACGGUGGAAGUUGCUCAGUGAGUGGGAAUGAUGCUGACGGAUAUACUUUUUCAUGCGACUGCGCUAAUGUAGUAGACGGAAUUGGCCAAAACUGUUCGACCGACAAUUCCUGUGUUCCAGACCCAUGCAACGGUGGAAGUUGCUCAGUGAGUGGGAACGAUAGUGUUGGAUAUAGUUUUUCAUGCGACUGCGCUAAUGUAAUAGACGGAAUUGGAUUAACUUGUUCACAAGACAACCCCUGUGAACCGAACCCAUGCAAUAAUGGUGGCGGCGGCACAUGUCAAAUCAGCGGCGUUGAUCCCAAUUUUUUGUUCACUUGUGAUUGUUUGACCACCGAUUUUACUGGAGCGGUCUGCCAGGAUAACCCAUGUGACCCUGAUCCAUGCAACGGUGGAAGUUGCUCAGUGAGUGGGAAUGAUGCUGACGGAUAUACUUUUUCAUGCGACUGCGCUAAUGUAGUAGACGGAAUUGGCCAAAACUGUUCGACCGACAAUCCCUGUGUUCCAGACCCAUGCAACGGUGGAAGUUGCUCAGUGAGUGGGAACGAUACUGUUGGAUAUAGUUUUUCAUGCGACUGCGCUAAUGUAAUAGACGGAAUUGGAUUUACUUGUUCACAAGACAACCCCUGUGAACCGAACCCAUGCAAUAAUGGUGGCGGCGGCACAUGUCAAAUCAGCGGCGUUGAUCCCAAUUUUUUGUUCACUUGUGAUUGUUUGACCACCGAUUUUACUGGAGCGGUCUGCCAGGAUAACCCAUGUGACCCUGAUCCAUGCAACGGUGGAAGUUGCUCAGUGAGUGGGAAUGAUGCUGACGGAUAUACUUUUUCAUGCGACUGCGCUAAUGUAGUAGACGGAAUUGGCCAAAACUGUUCGACCGACAAUUCCUGUGUUCCAGACCCAUGCAACGGUGGAAGUUGCUCAGUGAGUGGGAACGAUACUGUUGGAUAUAGUUUUUCAUGCGACUGCGCUAAUGUAAUAGACGGAAUUGGAUUAACUUGUUCACAAGACAACCCCUGUGAACCGAACCCAUGCAAUAAUGGUGGCGGCGGCACAUGUCAAAUCAGCGGCGUUGAUCCCAAUUUUUUGUUCACUUGUGAUUGUUUGACCACCGAUUUUACUGGAGCGGUCUGCCAGGAUAACCCAUGUGACCCUGAUCCAUGCAACGGUGGAAGUUGCUCAGUGAGUGGGAAUGAUGCUGACGGAUAUACUUUUUCAUGCGACUGCGCUAAUGUAGUAGACGGAAUUGGCCAAAACUGUUCGACCGACAAUCCCUGUGUUCCAGACCCAUGCAACGGUGGAAGUUGCUCAGGGAGUGGGAACGAUACUGUUGGAUAUAGUUUUUCAUGCGACUGCGCUAAUGUAAUAGACGGAAUUGGAUUUACUUGUUCACAAGACAACCCCUGUGAACCGAACCCAUGCAAUAAUGGUGGCGGCGGCACAUGUCAAAUCAGCGGCGUUGAUCCCAGUUUUUUGUUCACUUGUGAUUGUUUGACCACCGAUUUUACUGGAGCGGUCUGCCAGGAUAACCCAUGUGACCCUGAUCCAUGCAACGGUGGAAGUUGCUCAGUGAGUGGGAAUGAUGCUGACGGAUAUACUUUUUCAUGCGACUGCGCUAAUGUAGUAGACGGAAUUGGCCAAAACUGUUCGACCGACAAUUCCUGUGUUCCAGACCCAUGCAACGGUGGAAGUUGCUCAGUGAGUGGGAACGAUACUGUUGGAUAUAGUUUUUCAUGCGACUGCGCUAAUGUAAUAGACGGAAUUGGAUUAACUUGUUCACAAGACAACCCCUGUGAACCGAACCCAUGCAAUAAUGGUGGCGGCGGCACAUGUCAAAUCAGCGGCGUUGAUCCCAAUUUUUUGUUCACUUGUGGUUGUUUGACCACCGAUUUUACUGGAGCGGUCUGCCAGGAUAACCCAUGUGACCCUGAUCCAUGCAACGGUGGAAGUUGCUCAGUGAGUGGGAAUGAUGCUGACGGAUAUACUUUUUCAUGCGACUGCGCUAAUGUAGUAGACGGAAUUGGCCAAAACUGUUCGACCGACAAUUCCUGUGUUCCAGACCCAUGCAACGGUGGAAGUUGCUCAGUGAGUGGGAACGAUACUGUUGGAUAUAGUUUUUCAUGCGACUGCGCUAAUGUAAUAGACGGAAUUGGAUUAACUUGUUCACAAGACAACCCCUGUGAACCGAACCCAUGCAAUAAUGGUGGCGGCGGCACAUGUCAAAUCAGCGGCGUUGAUCCCAAUUUUUUGUUCACUUGUGAUUGUUUGACCACCGAUUUUACUGGAGCGGUCUGCCAGGAUAACCCAUGUGACCCUGAUCCAUGCAACGGUGGAAGUUGCUCAGUGAGUGGGAAUGAUGCUGACGGAUAUACUUUUUCAUGCGACUGCGCUAAUGUAGUAGACGGAAUUGGCCAAAACUGUUCGACCGACAAUCCCUGUGUUCCAGACCCAUGCAACGGUGGAAGUUGCUCAGUGAGUGGGAACGAUACUGUUGGAUAUAGUUUUUCAUGCGACUGCGCUAAUGUAAUAGACGGAAUUGGAUUAACUUGUUCACAAGACAACCCCUGUAAACCGAACCCAUGCAAUAAUGGUGGCGGCGGCACAUGUCAAAUCAGCGGCGUUGAUCCCAAUUUUUUGUUCACUUGUGAUUGUUUGACCACCGAUUUUACUGGAGCGGUCUGCCAGGAUAACCCAUGUGACCCUGAUCCAUGCAACGGUGGAAGUUGCUCAGUGAGUGGGAAUGAUGCUGACGGAUAUACUUUUUCAUGCGACUGCGCUAAUGUAGUAGACGGAAUUGGCCAAAACUGUUCGACCGACAAUUCCUGUGUUCCAGACCCAUGCAACGGUGGAAGUUGCUCAGUGAGUGGGAACGAUACUGAGGGAUAUACUUUUUCAUGCGACUGUCUUAAUGUAGUAGACAGAAUUGGACAAUUAUGUUCUGUAGAUGAUCCAUGUGUUCCCAAUCCUUGUAAUGGCGGCACAUGCACAGUAUCGGGAUCAGAUCCAAAUUUUGAUGCAAUCUGCAGUGGUUGCCCGGCAGGGUUCAGUGGAGACAGAUGCCAAAUUCCCGACGACCCAUGCGACGAAAACAGUUGUGAAAACGGUGGUCUAUGUUCUUUCGCUGGCGUACUUGGGGAGUUCACAUGCAGUUGUCCGUCGCCCUGGCUCGGAGCUAGAUGCACUAUCAAAGACGAAUGCGCUGCUGAGCAACCCUGCAUGAACGAUGGAAUGUGCUUCACCAGAUCAAACGGGUCUUACUUCUGCGAAUGUGUGAACAACUGGGCGGGGGCAAACUGUACUCAACAUCCGAACAUCGGAGUCUCCUGUGGAACGUCAAGUAUGCUCAUAACUCUGGAAAAAGCUGUGUUCGACCAACUUCUGGCACCCACGGAAACCCUGCACGUGAUAGACCCAGCUUGUACUUUCAACGAGAACGAAACCACAUACUACCGCGAGGUCACCUAUCAGACGUGUUCAACGGCCAUGUUCAUGGAGACAGCUGCCAAUGUACAAUUCUGCCAGCAGGUCAAAGCCAGCACCACCGGGGGUCAAUACUUAAGCGGGGUCACUGCAGUGCUACUGUGUGAGUUGAUGGCUGUCAACGCAGAGGUAGUCUCCUUCAACCCCUCAAUUCAGUCCAACGAACUCGAUGCCCAAUUCAGGGUCGACGUUUUCCCUCUUCAAAUGAGAAGCUACAAUGCAUCUGCUACUAUGCCCAAUUUUGCAGUUCUGGGUUCGACUGUUGAGGUGGAGACUAACGCCCCAGUGUAUAUGUCCAUCUUCACUGACGCUUUCCACCAGGACACGACCCUCAUUCUGGAGGGAUGCUUCGCCACCAAUGAUGAGUCAUUCACCAGCCAAGAGCGAUACACGCUACUUCAGAAUUUCUGUCCCAUUGAUGAGACGUUUGAAGUGACACGAGCGACAGAUAAAGAAGUGUUCUUCCAGUUCCUCUCAUUCCGAUUCGUAGAUGUAGACAACGUCAACAACCCCAACUACGAGACCACUGUCUACAUCCACUGCUCUGCCUACCUGUGCCAGAACGGAGAGCCAGAUUGCACCAACACGACUGAACUGUGCGACUCGUCGACUUCGAACCAGCGCCACAAACGAUCGAGACGACAUAUUUCCAAUGGACCGACAGUGGAAAAGUCGCGAACACUCGUCGCGUCAUUCGGACCGGUUAAGACGAAAGCCUUCACCGAGUCUCAAAUAGUUCGCGACAACCCGAGAAGUGCAUUCGGAGCGAAUUUCGACUUGGCGAUGAAAGUUUACAGAUAUUACCUAACGGAUAAUCUUUUGUAUGUGUUGGCAUUCAUGACUGUUUUUAUACUACUUAUUACCUUCCUAACUCAUUACAUUAAUAGUGCUGCGAUAAUAUUCGGGGGCGCUGGCCCGAACCCAGAAACGGCUUAGAUUUUGUACUCUAUUCGGAAAUUAUUACGAACAUUCACAAUAUGAGAAUCAUUUAGUUUUGCGUUAAUUUGAUUGAAAUUUUUGUAAAGUGUAAAAAGUCA
Molecule: messenger RNA, 7479 nt
Organism: Symsagittifera roscoffensis
Lineage: Eukaryota; Metazoa; Xenacoelomorpha; Acoela; Convolutidae
Product: neurogenic locus notch homolog protein 1-like
Exons: 8
Coding region: 146-7378 (2410 amino acids)
Molecular function (GO): calcium ion binding
Source: RefSeq, a predicted model, not a curated record